AUGAAACCCGCCUUUCUGUUGGCCGUCCUAGCGACAGCCACCACAGCGCCAACCUGGACCCAGAUCAUCUGGCACGACAUUCAAGCUGCGACCAGCUGCACUGCCUGCGAGACGCUGCUCAAAUCACUCCAACGAGUAUCUCAACUCGGUCCAUCGACCCUCCAGACCAUCCUCACCGAAGUAUGCAUUUUAAGCAAGAUCCUCGACGCCGACUUCUGCACCGGACUCGUAGCCUCCCAAGUCCCCAGCGCAUACUAUGUGCUUCGUCAACUGUCCAUUCCGUCAGACACCGCGCAAACCUUUUGUGCCAGCGUGUUGGAUUUGUGUCCGUAUCCGCCGAUUCCUCCUAUCAACCUGACCUUCCCUCCUCCACCAUAUUCUCCUAUCACCACGACCACUACCACUCAAGAUAAUAAAAAAGAUAACAAUAUAACCCUCCGAAUCGCCCACAUCACCGACACCCACGUCGACCUCCAAUACACCCCCGGCACAAGCACCCACUGCCGCAAGCCCAUCUGCUGCCGCCAAUACCACGCCUACGAUGCCCCAGGCCGGUCCAAAACCCCAUGCUCAACCUGGGGGAGUCCGCACUGCGAUCCGCCAUUAAAACUACUAGACAACAUGCUCUCCAUACUACAAUCACAAAAACCAAACCUAACCCUCUACACAGGCGACAUCGUCCCCCACGACAUCUGGAACACAAGCCAGCAAUCCGUACUAGCUAACUUCAACGCGACCAACUCCGCCCUCCACACCCUACUAAACAACAACAACAACACCAACACCAACAACAACCCAAUCUAUUCCGCCAUCGGAAACCACGACACCCACCCCGUAAACAUCUUCCCAGGGAGUCUCAACAUCCCAAAAGAACUAGUAGAUGUAGAAUGGACCUACACCGCACUAACCACCCACUGGAGAACACUCCAAAACAACCCUACUUUAAUCACUACCAGAUUCGGCGCAUACGCAACAACAUAUACCCUCCCACCCACACACGAAGAAGACCCAACCCCAAACCCGAAAAUAAAAAUAAUCUCCUACAACAGCAACCUCUACUACCGUCUCAACCUCCUCCUCUACACCUCCCCCAUGCCAAUUGACCCCAUGGCCCAGUUCACAUGGCUUAUCAGCGAACUCCACACCGCGGAACAAGAGGGGGUUAAAGUCCUCCUGAUAACGCAUAUCCCUAUCUCGAGUAAAGAGACGUUACCUGCGUAUGCUGAUACCUUACGGAGGAUACUCUAUAGGUAUAGGGAUACGGUCGUGGGUGUGUUCUGUGGACAUGGACAUGUUGAUACGUUUGGGGUGUUUUAUCGUUCUCAUUUGGCUAGGGGUAUUUACUCUAGGAAAGGUAGUGGUAGUGAUAGUGAUAGCGUGGAGAUGAUGGCGCCGGCGAUGACGCCUACGUCGGGGUAUUCUGCUUCUAGGGUAUAUGACGUACAAUUUAGUGAUGACGGGUGGAAGGUAUUGGAUUUUGAGGAGUAUAUUGCGAGAUACCCUCAGCAUAGUCUUCAAGAGGAUAAAGGGGAGCCGGUAUGGGUUAGGUAUUACUCUGCUAUGGAAGCUUACGGGAAGUAUGUCUAUCCUGAUGGGGCUGGUACCGGUACUAAUGGCAUUGGUGCUGGUGGCGGUGCUCACAUUGGACCGCACUUCUGGGCGAAGCUGACGGAUGUUAUGGAGACGGAUUGGAAUGUGUUUAAUGAGUAUUGGGCGAGACGGACUAGGGGGUACGAUGUCUUAGUUUGUGGGAGGGGGUGUCGGGAGAAGGAGAUUUGUCGGCUGAGAGGACAGGAUUGUCAGUCUAAAAGGGGGGAUGACGGUACUAAGAAUAAGGGUAUGGGAAUGGAAAGAAGCGCUCUGGCAAGUUGGCUAAGACAGGUUCAACAGUCUUGUUCUUCUGUUUCUUAA
Messenger RNA from Aspergillus vadensis CBS 113365, 1911 nucleotides. Its product is annotated as Metallo-dependent phosphatase. Gene Ontology annotation, biological process: sphingomyelin catabolic process. Lineage: Eukaryota; Fungi; Ascomycota; Eurotiomycetes; Eurotiales; Aspergillaceae. The transcript has 5 exons. The record is from RefSeq and is a predicted model, not a curated record. Bases 1 to 1911 code for a protein of 636 amino acids. Gene Ontology annotation, molecular function: sphingomyelin phosphodiesterase activity.